This is a messenger RNA of Rhodamnia argentea, 1690 nucleotides long. Its product is annotated as protein root UVB sensitive 3. The coding region runs from base 161 to 1507 and encodes 448 amino acids. The record is from RefSeq and is a predicted model, not a curated record. The transcript is spliced from 15 exons. Lineage: Eukaryota; Viridiplantae; Streptophyta; Magnoliopsida; Myrtales; Myrtaceae.
CAGAGAAGAAAACAUAAAAUCUCUCCGAAGUGGACGAGGUCACAGAAAGUGAAACCAAGUGAACAAUUGACUCUGAGAGCAGACGCGCAUGUUGCGAGUCCCCGCUGAACCGAAAAAACAAACGACGGUGAAGUGAAUCUGGUCCGAUCGUCGUCUGUUCAUGGAAGAUUCAACCGCAAGGGAGCUGAUCGCGUCGUUGGAUGGUGAUUCUGGAGACGGGACUUUGAUAUUAGAAGAAUGGAAUGGCUCGUCUUCUUCAAAGCUUUCGAGAACCGCCAUCAUCACUGCUGCUCCUUCUCUUUCCAUACAAAGAUCGGGCAAUCGAUUCGGCCAUGUCUGGAGACGUGUUCUUGAAGCAUUUGUCCCUGAGGGCUUUCCUAGCAGUGUAACCCCUGAUUAUGUCCCUUUCCAAGUUUGGGAUUCAUUGCAGGGCCUUUCGACCUACAUAAGGACCAUGCUUUCCACUCAGGCUCUUCUGAGUGCCAUUGGAGUUGGCGAAAAAUCAGCGACUGUUCUAGGUGCGACAUUCCAGUGGUUUUUGAGGGAUUUAACUGGCAUGGUUGGAGGCAUUUUAUUCACAUUCUACCAGGGUUCAAAUUUGGAUAGCAAUGCCAAAAAGUGGCGUUUGGUUGCCGACCUCAUGAAUGAUCUUGGGAUGUUGAUGGACCUUGUCUCCCCAUUGUGUCCUUCAGCAUUUGUUUUUGUUGUUUGCUUAGGAAGCCUUUCGAGAUCUUUCACUGGUGUUGCUAGUGGAGCAACUAGAGCUGCUUUGACUCAGCAUUUUGCCCUUCAGAAUAAUGCAGCGGAUAUAUCUGCGAAGGAGGGAAGUCAGGAGACUGUUGCUACAAUGAUUGGCAUGGCAUUGGGGAUGCUUCUUGCACGCAUUACGAUCGGACAUCCUCUAUUUAUUUGGUUUUCUUUUCUCUCACUUACCAUUUUCCACAUGUAUGCAAAUUACAAGGCUGUUCAGUGCCUUGCACUGACUUCGUUAAAUGUCGAAAGGAGUUCAAUCGUUUUGCAGCAUUUCAUGGAAACUGGGCAAGUCCCCUCCCCAGCACAGGUUUCCAAACUGGAGCAUAUUUUGCCUACCUGGAUGUCUUCAUGGGGCUUGAAGAAAGUGAAGUUGUUGCAUACACGAAUAAAAUUGGGUGCGAGAGUAUCCUCUCUUGGGCAGGAGGAGAUGAUGAUCCUUCUGCAGACAGCAAAAUCUCAUGCUUACAAAGGGAAGUACUUGAUAGUUGAAAGGAACAAAGACAUCAGCAUUGUCAUGCAUAAAAGUGCGACAGCUGCUGAUGUCUUGCAGUCAUUUAUUCAUGCACUUGUGGAGGCAUACCAAAUAAAUGAUGAUUCUGCGCAUUCAGAAAGCCAGACAUGGAUGGAUAAAAAUUACGAAGUAUUUCUUCUGAAGUUGAAGUCAUUGGGAUGGAAAACAGAACGCCUUUUAACACCAUCAAUUAUCUGGAGGGCUGAGUGGAUUUAUAGUUCUGUCGAUAAGAAAACUAGCUAGGUUCUUUCAUCUGUCAGCUAUUGCAACAAACAAUGAAAGGGAGAAAUCGUUUAAUGCUUGUUGGGCACCGGCAUGCUUGUCAGGGAGCACAGAACUAUGGAGCUGAUGCAUCGAUUUGAAUUACUUCCCAUGCUUUAAUGUAUCUACCACUAAUGAGGUAUCAAACAUAUUUGGGUUCAAUCA